CCCCCGCACUGCGCAGGCGUCCCCCGGCUGGCCCUCCGCAGUCUGGAAGCCGUACCCGCAUCCCGGCCAGCCGCCCUGCGCCCGCGCUGCCGCGCUGCCCGCGCCCCGUUCUCCCAGCCUGCACGAUGGCGACGCCGCUGACAGACAGUGAGAGGAGGAAGCAGAUCAGCGUGCGAGGCCUGGCCGGGCUGGGCGACGUGGCCGAGGUGCGGAAGAGCUUCAACCGGCACCUGCACUUCACGCUAGUUAAGGACCGCAACGUGGCCACGCCGCGCGACUACUUCUUCGCACUGGCACAUACGGUGCGCGACCACCUGGUGGGCCGCUGGAUCCGCACGCAGCAGCACUACUACGAGCGCGACCCCAAGCGCAUCUACUACCUUUCCCUGGAGUUCUACAUGGGCCGUACACUGCAGAACACUAUGGUGAACCUGGGCCUGCAGAGUGCGUGUGAUGAAGCCAUCUAUCAGCUGGGGCUGGAUCUGGAAGAGCUGGAGGAGAUUGAGGAGGACGCCGGCCUGGGUAACGGAGGCCUGGGACGCCUGGCAGCCUGUUUCCUCGAUUCGAUGGCCACCUUGGGUCUGGCAGCAUACGGCUAUGGGAUCCGCUACGAAUUUGGGAUUUUCAACCAGAAGAUCGUGGAUGGCUGGCAGGUGGAGGAGGCAGAUGACUGGCUGCGCUAUGGCAACCCUUGGGAGAAGGCCCGGCCUGAGUACAUGCUGCCUGUGCACUUCUAUGGGCGCGUGGAGCACACGGCCGAGGGCGUGCGGUGGCUGGACACACAGGUGGUGCUCGCCAUGCCCUAUGACACUCCAGUGCCCGGCUAUAAGAACAACACGGUCAAUACCAUGAGGCUGUGGUCUGCCAAGGCGCCCAAUGACUUCAGGCUGCAGGACUUCAACGUGGGGGACUACGUCCAGGCCGUCCUGGACCGGAACCUGGCGGAGAACAUCUCCAGGGUCCUGUACCCUAAUGACAAUUUCUUCGAGGGUAAGGAGCUGCGGCUGAAGCAAGAAUACUUCGUUGUGGCUGCAACUCUGCAGGACAUCAUCCGCCGCUUUAAGUCCUCCAAGUUCGGCUGCCGUGACCCCGUGAGGACCAGUUUCGAAACCUUCCCUGACAAGGUGGCCAUCCAGUUGAAUGAUACCCACCCAGCCCUCUCCAUCCCCGAGCUCAUGCGGAUCCUGGUGGAUGUGGAAAAGGUGGACUGGGACAAGGCCUGGGAGAUCACCAAGAAGACCUGUGCAUACACCAACCACACGGUACUGCCUGAGGCCCUAGAGCGCUGGCCGGUGUCCCUAUUUGAGAAGCUGCUGCCGCGGCACCUGGACAUCAUCUACGCCAUCAACCAGAGGCAUCUGGACCAUGUAGCUGCCCUGUUUCCCGGGGAUGUGGCGCGCCUGCGGAGGAUGUCCGUGAUUGAGGAGGGCGACUGCAAGCGGAUCAACAUGGCACACCUGUGCGUGAUCGGGUCGCAUGCGGUGAAUGGUGUGGCACGCAUCCAUUCAGAGAUCGUGAAGCAGUCCGUCUUUAAGGAUUUCUAUGAACUGGAGCCAGAGAAGUUCCAGAACAAGACCAAUGGCAUCACCCCCCGCCGGUGGCUGCUGCUGUGCAACCCAGGGCUGGCAGAUGUCAUCAUAGAGAGAAUCGGGGAAGGCUUUGUGACAGACCUCAGCCAGCUUCGGAAGCUGCUGCCGCUGGUCAACGAUGAGGCCUUCAUCAGGAAUGUGGCCCAGGUCAAGCAGGAAAAUAAGCUGAAGUUUGCUGCCCUCCUGGAGAAGGAGUACAAGGUGAAGAUCAACCCUGCCUCCAUGUUUGAUGUGCACGUGAAGCGCAUCCACGAGUACAAGCGGCAGCUGCUCAACUGCCUGCACGUCAUCACCCUAUACAACCGAAUAAAGAAAGACCCAGCCAAGGCCUUCGUGCCCAGGACAGUGAUGAUUGGGGGCAAGGCAGCUCCCGGCUACCACAUGGCCAAGAUGAUCAUCAAGCUGGUCACAUCCAUUGGCAGUGUCAUCAAUCAUGAUCCAAUUGUGGGCGACAGGCUCCGAGUAAUCUUCCUAGAGAACUACCGGGUGUCCCUGGCUGAGAAAGUGAUCCCGGCCGCUGACCUGUCACAGCAGAUCUCCACUGCGGGCACCGAGGCCUCGGGCACCGGCAACAUGAAGUUCAUGCUCAACGGGGCACUCACCAUUGGCACCAUGGAUGGCGCCAACGUGGAGAUGGCUGAGGAGGCAGGCCCUGAGAAUCUCUUUAUCUUUGGCCUGCGGGUGGAGGAGGUCGAGGCCCUGGACCAAAAAGGGUACAAUGCCAGGGAGUAUUAUGAGCGCCUGCCUGAGCUGAGGCAGGCUGUGGACCAGAUCAGCAGUGGCUUCUUUUCUCCCAAGAACCCAGAGUGCUUCAAGGAUGUGGUCAACAUGCUGAUGUAUCAUGACAGGUUCAAGGUAUUUGCAGACUAUGAAGCAUAUGUGCAGUGCCAGGCACAGGUUGACCAGCUGUACCAGAACCCCAAGGAAUGGACCAAGAAGGUUAUUAGGAACAUCGCUUGCUCGGGCAAGUUCUCUAGUGACCGGACCAUCACUGAGUAUGCACGGGACAUCUGGGGCGUGGAGCCCUCUGACUUGCAGAUCCCAGCCCCCAACAUCCCUAAGGACUAGGCAUCCCUCUGGGCAGGGCCAAGGUUUUUGUAGGGCUGUGUUUGCAUAUCAUGCCAGCAUUCAGGCACUUUGUCAGCAACCAGAGGCCUCUGCUUUUCUCCACGCUGUGUUCCUCACAGGGGCUAAGGGGUGGUUUUGAGGUUAAGGCCAAGAAAGGAGGUGCCCAGGAGGCUGACACCCUCCUGGUUUUUCGUAAGCAAAGCAGAGCUUGAAGCAUGGGUGGAACAGGCAGCCCCACAAGGUGGGCAAGAAGUGCAGCUGCCUGAGCCCCCCCACCCCCCAAGCCUUGCAUGAAUCUUGCUGUGAGCGUAGAUCUGUAGUUGUAAGCCUCUUGAUUUUGCAGUCUGGACAUGUGGCCUGGGUGAAGCCUGGGGCCCUGUUUCCACAGCUGCGGCCACUAGAGGUAGCUCUUUGGGCAUCAUCUCCACACAGCCUGUCCUUGCCCUGGGCCACACACAUGGCCUUUCACUGCGGUCCUGGCACGUGUGCGUCAGGCUCAGGGUGGGUGGGAACAGCAUGGGGGGGGGGGGCUCUGCAAGGACCUCUGCCAAGACAUGUCUGGCUCAUACAGGGUCACCUUUUAUUUUUCAAGAGAAAAAAAUAACCCGAGAAGUACAUGGAACUAGCUGCAGCCUUCCCUUGUUCAUGUAGGGUCAGCCUGUGUUUGAGGGAGACUAUGUGGAAUCUCUGCCUGGCUGGAAGUGGCUUAGCCACUGACCCCAGAAAACAGCUACCUGUGCUGCUUCAGGCAUGGUGCCUUUCCAGACACACCCAGGCCAGGAUCUCCUAUAUGCCGCCAUAGUGGCCUGGUCUGAUGCAUGAGUGGGGGAUGGGGUGGGCAUUGUGCGUUUCUGCUCACUUACAGUCAUGGGAAGGUAAAAGCCUCCCUUCUGUAAUCUGAUGCCUUGUGGGUUGGAAAUGUGGAAUACCACUCUGGCAGCUCUGCUGGGCUCUGGGGCUGGCUCUUCCUGUACUUCCUAACGGAAGAGCUUUGCCAGAACCACUGGAGUUUUGGGGCUGUGAUCACCUACUGCCUGUGUAGAGGCCCUGCUCCCUGACCUGUGCGUGCCCACACACUUCAUGCACGCACGUUUCCUGCCUCCUGUGAGAAGCUGAUUAAAUCUUUGUACCCACA
Molecule: messenger RNA, 3792 nt
Organism: Cavia porcellus (domestic guinea pig)
Lineage: Eukaryota; Metazoa; Chordata; Mammalia; Rodentia; Caviidae
Gene: Pygb
Product: glycogen phosphorylase B
Exons: 20
Coding region: 126-2657 (843 amino acids)
Biological process (GO): glycogen catabolic process
Cellular component (GO): cytoplasm
Molecular function (GO): glycogen phosphorylase activity; pyridoxal phosphate binding
Source: RefSeq, a predicted model, not a curated record